AUGGCUUUCCUUCAAUCCACCUACAUAUUCAUGGUUUUCUCGGUUCCUAUCGCUGGAAUGUGUCUCAAUGGCUACGUCUUGCAGAAACUGUGGCGGUUAGCAAGGUUGGUUCCAUUAUUUGUCACUUUUGCUCCCCAUAUUAUUAAUCUGUUUGUUCGGGAUCAUUGAUGUUUAUAAUUUGUUUUCAGGAAAAGUGUUGUGCGCUUCGAGACCACCUCAGGAUUACCACUGGCGGCCAUGUCGGUGAGUGAGAGAGCAAAGCACAAAGGAAGGGGGGGAACCGACCGCGUGGAUUCUAGAUGCAUAAUUGGGGCACGAGGAAUUAGGCUGAAGCUCAGAAGAGAUGAGCAUGUCUAUGGGGAACGUGAGAAUUUUCGGGUGAUGAAAAACCGCUAGAUUUUUGAGAUUUUUAGAACGAACGAAGCGCACAAUUGUUUGGGGAGUCCAAUGGAAUUGCCUAAUUUCAGAUUGGCGAUUCUGUCACGUUGUUCGCUCUCCUGAUGCAAGCUACAUUCCACGUAGCACCAAAAGGAGAAGUCCCGAAUAACGUGCUGAGUACCAUAUGCAAAGUGAGCAAAAUCGGUUCUGGCUCAUUUUUCAUAGCACAAUUUCAGAUCGGUAUCUACCUGAUCCACUCGACAUCCGCAUUCUCCGUCUGGUGUUGGUUCUUUCUUUCCGUGCUGCGUUAUGUCGCCGUGUUCCAUCCAUUCAAGUACCGUACUAUCUGGAGACAGCCGAGAAAUGCGUUGAAGUACAGGAAACUAUAUACCGAUAUUUUGUUUAGACACCGGAAUUUCAGGUUCUUGGCAACUGGCGUCAGUUUGUUCCAAGUGUACGCUCUCUUCAUUGUCACAUACCGUGACAAGGAAAAAAUGUGCGGCGAGUACGACAUAUUUCACGAAAGCCCGUGGAAGGUAAUAAUCUUACUGAAUGAAUAUUAUAAAAAUCGUGGUUUUCAGUACAUUCAUCUUGUCGACAUUUUCCUUUUCUACGCCAUUCCUUCGCUUUUGAGAAUCACUCUAGACUUCCUGGUGCUCAUUCACUGUUACUCUCCAUUUUCGGUAGAUGGUCUCGAAAGGAUCACCGUUGACAGACGGUAUGCAAUCAGUGGUCCCACUACAAAACGGUACGAGUACAGAUUUCAACUUUGAUUUUGAUUUUCGGUUUUUAGGUUCUCUCAAUCCGGUGAAACUGAAUCACUGGAUAACAAAACUCACGUCGCGCUGGCUAUUUCAAUUACUGCAAACACGCCGGUUCGUGCAAACGGCUCAAUCGGAUAUUCUUAAUCUUGAUGUCUUGCAGAGCGUGAAACGCAUUCAGCAGGGGCAUCCAAAAAAGAAAACGGCUAUGGUGAUGCGAUCUAUCCUGAUUUCCGUGCUCAAUCUGAUGCUCAAUCUUCCUUCACACAUUCUUCGCGCCUGGAGUUCCUACGACGAGCAUAGUCUGGAGCAUGAAAUCGUGCAAACGUUAGAACGUGAGUCUAGUGCCAGCCACAUAUUUCCGGUUUUCCCUUUCUUCAAUCACCACAAGGAAAUGUCUUCUUUUCGGGAAGAAAACUCAAUUUUUAAAACUUCUGCCGACGAACCCAUUUUUCUUUAUAAUCCAUUUGUCGUCUGCCGCUCACUCUCUCUCUCUCUCUCUCUCUCUCUCUUUUGUGGGUUGAGGUUUUUACCCCCAGAAUGAUGGGACCUCCGCAAAAGUGACUUGCCUAAUCCGUUUUAACCCUUUCUUCUUACAGCCAUCGCACAAAUGAUGUACUUCUCGCAAUUCGCCUGCAACGCCUUCUACCUGGCCACUUCGAUCUACGAAACGAACGGAUCUCCGAGGAAUACGGUCAUUUCCAGCAGCAAUCGUCAUGUUUCGAGAUGCAUUUCGGAGGAAGAGGCUUAG
This is a messenger RNA of Caenorhabditis sp. 36 PRJEB53466, 1890 nucleotides long. Lineage: Eukaryota; Metazoa; Nematoda; Chromadorea; Rhabditida; Rhabditidae. The record is from the annotation of a GenBank genome assembly.